CACUGGAACUACAGCUCCCAGCAUGCCCCGCUCCCCACCACUUUGCGACGAAGCAAAUUAAUUCUCCAAAGAGAAAACUCCAGCCCCGCCCCCACGCCGCUGGCCGCGCGACAGCUGGGACGGGCCAGGUCAGAGGGGCCGCAAUGCCAUCGGGCAGCAUCGAGGUGGAGUCGAAGUUUGAGGCCGGGCCGGACACGGAGGCCAGGCUGGCGGCACUGGGGGCAGCCCCGGCCGGGAGCUCGUCCUUCCGUGACCUUUACUACGACACCCCCGACCUGCGCCUCACGCGGGCUGACCACUGGCUGCGGCUCCGCCAGGGGGCCGGCUGGGAGCUCAAGUGCCCCCCGGUGCCACGCGGAGGAGCCGAAGGGUCCAGCCAUGGCCUGGGUGCCGCGUCCCCGGAGCCGCCAGCAGGGGGCGCCAGAGACUCCAGCCAUGUCCCAGAUGCCGUGUCCCCGGAGCCUCCCGCCAUGGCCACCACCUACCAGGAGUUGACGAGCCCCCGCGCCAUCAUGGGCCGGCUAUGCGGGGUGCUAGGCGUGGCCCCCGUGCCUGGCUGGGACCAGGUGCCUGGGGCCGUGACUGGGCUGGGCCUGCAGGAGUUUGCCAGCUUCGUGACCCGGCGCCGCAGCUACCGGCUGGGGGGCCUGCGGGUGGACCUGGACCAGGCGGAUUUCGGCUACGCCGUGGCCGAGGUGGAAGCCCUGGUGGGGGCCCAGGAGGACGUGCCGGCGGCGCUGGAGGAGGUGCUGCAGCUCUGGCGGGCACUGGGGCGGGACGGUGCCACCCGUGUGCCGGGCAAGAUGAGCGUCUACCUCCAGCGGCAUCGCCCCCGGCACUACCAGGAGCUACUCCGGGCGGGGGUGCUGGCCGGGGACUCGCAGCUGCCCCCCCAUGACGACAACACUUCCGAGCCAGAGAUGCUGGCCACACGGGGCCCCUCCAAAGUCAUGGAACUGGCGGGGGGGCCGGAGGGUGAAACGGGGCCCCCUAGCGCCGGGGGGGGAUUGGGCAUGGACUGGCCCCCUAGUGCCGGGGGAUUGGGCAUGGACCAGCCCCCCCCUCCGCAGCACAGUGCCCCCUACUGCUGGGGUGGGGAUUGGGCACAGUGCCCCCUAGCACUGGGGGCAGAGUGGGCAUGGACCGGCCCCCCUCUGCAGCACAGCGCCCCCUAGCGCCGGGAGUGAUUGGGCACGGACCGGCCCCCUCCCCCCAGCUGCAGCCCAUCUAAGGAUCCCACGCUCACAGAACAGGGCUCUAACACCAGAGCGCCAUGGGGCCGGCCCACGGCCGAGCGGCUCCCUGCUCCGUUGGCCUCGGUGGCUCACUGCAGCGUGACCCCCAGUCACACGCCAGCACGCGCCCGGCUUGGCCCCAGGCCCGAGGGCGGAUACAGAGGAAAGCUGCAGCUGUGGGACCCGCCCCCGUUUGAUCCCCUGGGGGAGAGCAUGGACAGCUGCCCCCCCCCCCCCCAAUUCAACCCAGUUACGCUAGGAUGAGGCAGCCAGACCAAGGGGGGGAGGGAAGUUCAGACAUGGCAAAGAGCUGGGGGCUAGGGGGGGUGUUAAGGGUUAUGCUGGGCUCCGGUUGCCCCCUGGCCGAGCAAUGGGAUAGGACGGGGACCCAGCGGCCGUCAGCUCCCUUGGGGGGACCCGUGGCCGAGGGAGGGGCCCCAGGGCACAGCACCCCCUAGUGACCAGCCCGGGGACGGGCCCCAGCGCCCCGUAGGGACAGACUGGGUGACAGGGCACAGCCCCCCCAGUGACCGGCCAGGCGAUGGGCCCCAGGGUGCAGCGCCCCCUAGUGGACACUUGGACCAAGAGACAUGUUCAGGGGCUUGAUUUUUAUUGUCUAAACAUUCUGUCCACA
Malaclemys terrapin pileata is the source of this 1869-nucleotide messenger RNA. It is a transcript of the gene THTPA, whose product is annotated as thiamine triphosphatase. Gene Ontology annotation, molecular function: magnesium ion binding; thiamine triphosphate phosphatase activity. The record is from RefSeq and is a predicted model, not a curated record. Lineage: Eukaryota; Metazoa; Chordata; Testudines; Emydidae. Gene Ontology annotation, biological process: thiamine diphosphate metabolic process; dephosphorylation; thiamine metabolic process.